AUGAAUGAAGAAAUCAAGAUGAUCGAGAAAAAUAACACAUGGGAGCUUGUUGAGAAACCUGGAGACAAAGAAGUCAUCGCUGUCAAAUGGGUCUACAAGGUCAAGUAUAACGAAGAUGGCUCCAUCAAAUACAAGGCCGUCUCGUUGCAAAAGGUUACUCCCAACAACCAGGGAUUGACUUUAACGAGCUAUUGCUCCUGUUGUCCGCAUGGAGACUAUCAGUCAGCAUUUCUAAAUGGGGAGCUCGAAGAAGAAGUAUAUGUUGAGAAACUGCAAGGAUAUCUCAUCGAAGGUAAAGAAGACAAAGUAUACCGCCUUCGUAAAGCCCUUUCUGGGCUUAAACAAGCACCUAGGGCCUGGAAUAACAAAAUAGAUGGCUACCUACUUCAAAACGGGAUUACAAAAAGCCCAAGCACUAAUCCGAAAAUGAUUAAAGAAUUUAAGAAGACGAUGAUGUCGGAAUAUGAAAUAACUGACCUUGGAGCCAUGAAGUACUUCCUUGGCAUGCAAGUCAAGCAAAGCCUAGGAAGAAUAUUUCUCUCACAUGAGAAAUAUGCAGACGACCUACUUAAGAAGUUCAACAUGAGUGAAUGCAAGCCAUUGGCUACACCAAUGACACUUAAUGAAAGACAAUCUAAGAACGAUGGCAAAGAAAAGGUCGAUGCAUCAAUGUAUCGAAGUCUGGUUGGCUCUCUCAUCUACCUCACACAUACUAUUCCCGACAUAGUACAUGCUGUUAGCAUAGUAUCUAGAUUCAUGAGUGAGCCAAGUAAAGCUCACUUGGCAGCAUCAAAAAGGAUUCUCAGGUACGUCAAGGGAACAAAAGGUUAUGGAAUUAUGUACGAAACAGAGGAGAAUCACAAGUUUACAGGAUACACAGACAGUGAUUGGUCCGGAAGCAUUGACGAUCAAAAGAGUACAAGUGGCUACGUCUUCCAACUGGGAACCAAGGCCAUAUCUUGGUCAUCAAAGAAACAAGCAUCAGUAGCUCUGAAUAUGUAG
Beta vulgaris subsp. vulgaris (sugar beet) is the source of this 1002-nucleotide messenger RNA. RefSeq lists its product as uncharacterized. Lineage: Eukaryota; Viridiplantae; Streptophyta; Magnoliopsida; Caryophyllales; Amaranthaceae. The transcript is spliced from 3 exons. Bases 1 to 1002 code for a protein of 333 amino acids. The record is from RefSeq and is a predicted model, not a curated record.